Messenger RNA from Stereum hirsutum FP-91666 SS1, 1680 nucleotides. RefSeq lists its product as uncharacterized. Lineage: Eukaryota; Fungi; Basidiomycota; Agaricomycetes; Russulales; Stereaceae. Bases 1 to 1680 code for a protein of 559 amino acids. The transcript has 4 exons. The record is from RefSeq and is a predicted model, not a curated record.
AUGGGUUACGGAUUUCGAAUUUCGACACCCCCUCACGCCACAUAUUCACAACUUCCUUCAGUACCACUCGACCCCGAGGCUUCCAGCCCUACUUCGUCCACCUCCACCUUCACUGAGCCUUCCGCCUCAAGCUCGCUCAAACACCCCUUACUCGCUCGGUGUCUUCCGUGCUCACAUAGAACACGACGACGAUGUGUCCUCCUCCUCAUUGCCACACUUCUCUGCACGUCCGUGUCCGCCAUCCUUUUCUUCACGCCGCUUCCGAAAUACGCCGUCCAGCUCACCGCUCCAAUACGGUUCCCGCCUACGUACGAGAGUUAUCGGGAGAGAGAGGAGAAGCUGGUUAGGAGCGUGAACGGGGAUCCAAAGGUGGAGCCGCUUCGACCGGGAGUGAAGUAUUUCUUCCCGGAGAAACAUGUUCAUGGAGUUGGAAUUGGCAAUGCUAUUCAAGAACUUUUUCUGAACGCUCUCGUGGCGCAUGCUAGCAACCGGUCAUUCGUCUGGGACGACUACACCUGGUCAGAAGACCCAGAACCGUACUCACAAUGGGGCGACAACUGGAUUCCGUCUCGUAUACCGCUCUCUGUCCUCAUCGACGGCCCUAUGGUUGGGAAACCAUUUCCUUCAGGCGACUAUACCCCUCGGGCCGUGACAAAGUCGUAUUUUCAUGAAGUUUGCAAGGAAUUAGGGGGCGUGCAAUACCUCGAUACGGAGGAGAUGAAUAAAGAUAUGUGGUGGGACGAGAAUUACAGCGUAUUGGAUAUUUUGAACGUUUGGGUGGAGAAGUUGAAUUCGAUGGAUGCAGCCUGUGUGUCGACGGGCGGGAGUACGAAAGUGCUCUGGGAAUAUUGGUUCUUCGGGAAUCGACGAUACUGGCCUGUAUGGCCCAUUCUCCGUGAUUCACCACUCAUCACCCACUUCAGCUGGUCUCCCCUCGUCCUCCUAGGCAUCGAAGCCAACAAAGAACUCCUCGGACUCCCCCGCCUUCCCUUCUUCUCCGACCUCCAACCACCACUCUCCUUCUCUCAUUCCCUCUCAUCCAUCGGCCUCAGAGCUCUCAAAGACGAACAAUUCGACAUCAUACCCGGUCUACUCGUUCUCCACGUCCGUCGAGGCGACUUUUCGUACCAUUGCGAUGGUCUGGCGCAUUGGGGCUCGGAUUGGCAAGGGAUCAUACAGCUGGCGACGGAUGGAAUGCCGGAUACGUUCGAGCGGGAGAAACCGACGCCGGAGCAUUGGGAGGAGGGAAAGUAUGAGACGGACGUGUUGCCGGUUUAUAAACGGCGGUGUUAUCCCACUAUCGAACAGAUCGUACAUCGAGUUCGCGAGAUUCGACUCGAGCAUCCGAGGUUGAAUCGGAUAUACGUCAUGACGAAUGGAAAACACGACUGGUUGCAGGAACUUCGCCUCUCUCUUCUCAUAGACUCGGACUCUCAUUUCAUAAACGUUGGAUCGGAGGAGGAGGUAGAAGAGUUGAAGCUGGAAAAAUGGGAAGAGGUGAAGACGAGUCGGGAUAUGAUUCUGGAUUGGGAUCAGAAGCAUGUGUCUGUGAGCGUGGAUGCGGCGAUUGCGAUGCGCGCGGAUGUUUUGAUUGGGAACGGUUGGAGUUCGUUGAGUGGAGAUGUUAUCAUGUUGAGGAUGGCGAAGGGGGUACCGAGGGAGAAUAAUAGAUUAUGGUGA